CGCGAAGAAAAUCUUAGAAGUUGUAGCUAUGUUAUACAAAACAACUUUCGCAGUUACUCUACUUGUUGUCUUGAGUGCAGUGCUGGUGCAAUGCGAAGAGGACGUCACCGGCAAUUUUCUGCCGCUUAAGAAAGCCGGUCAUUGCAAUAUCGAGAAGUGUCAGCUGCCGAAUUGUCGUUGUUCGGGCCUACGCUUACCCAGCGCCGACUUCAAAGGACACGUAAAGGAAAUACCACAGCUUAUCACAGUGACCUUCGAUGAUGCCGUGAAUGUCAUUAACUACGAACAGUAUCAGCAGAUCUUCGACGGACUCGUGAAUCCGGAUAACUGCAGUGUGCGCGGCACCUUUUUCGUCUCACAUGAGUACACCGAUUAUACACUGGUGAAUGCGCUCUACCAGCAAGGUCAUGAGAUAGCGUUGCAUUCGGUUACGCACGGCUCCGGCACGGACUACUGGCGUGAGGCGGAUGUGGAACGUCUGAUGGCUGAAUUCGGUCAACAAAUUGAUAUGUUGGUGGAAUUCGCCAAAGUGAAUCGCAAACAUAUACGCGGUGUGCGUUUACCGUUCCUACAGAUCUCUGGAAAUAAUACAUAUGAGGCUGCUAAGCGUUUAGGGCUGCUAUACGAUAGCUCGUGGCCAUCACAACGUAACCCUCCCAUGUGGCCCUAUACGCUAGACUAUCGUUCGACGCAAGAUUGCCAGAUUGGUCCAUGUCCCAAUGCUGCGAUUCCAGGAUUUUGGGUUAGUCCAAUGGUCACUUGGCUUGACACUGUCGGCUACAAUUGUGCCAUGAUUGAUGGCUGCAUAUUUCCGCCGAAGGAUGAAGUAGACACUUUGUUCGAAUGGAUGGUGGACAACUUCAAAAGACAUUAUGAUGGUAAUCGUGCGCCAUUCGGCAUGUAUCUGCAUGCGGCUUGGUUCCAGCGUGGACGGCAUUAUUUUGAGGCUUUCAGAAAAUUCCUUCUAUAUGUGAACACGCUACCCGAUGUCUACCUAACCACCGCUUCAGGCGUUAUACACUACAUGAAACAUCCCACCCUGGGUAAACCCUUCCCAGGUUGUCCGAAAAAACCGAAUACCACAUGCAUAAAACGCAACUGUGGACUCCGGAAGAUGGAGUCGGGUGAGACGCGUUAUAUGAAUGUGUGCGAUACAUGUCCCUCCGUCUAUCCUUGGUUGGGCAAUGCGCUAGGACAGACCGAAAACUACUAGAACACGAGUUGGAUGGAGGAAAAUAUGUGCAGUGAGUAGCCAGUUACCACAGGUAAAAUGUACGGCUGAAGCGGUUCUUGAAAGUAUUUGAAGGCGCCGAAGUUUGUUGCUCAAUAAAACUGAUUUAAAACGCA
Molecule: messenger RNA, 1347 nt
Organism: Bactrocera neohumeralis
Lineage: Eukaryota; Metazoa; Arthropoda; Insecta; Diptera; Tephritidae
Gene: Cda9
Product: chitin deacetylase 7
Exons: 3
Coding region: 29-1213 (394 amino acids)
Biological process (GO): carbohydrate metabolic process
Molecular function (GO): hydrolase activity, acting on carbon-nitrogen (but not peptide) bonds
Source: RefSeq, a predicted model, not a curated record